GCUCUCGCCAUCCCGGAAGAAGUGUUGACCAUCAUCAGUAUGAUUCGACGAAAGCAAGAGUACGAUUUAUUCCCAAUAUUAUACAGACAGUGAGUUUUUUGUCUUUUAUUGGGUUCGUCGUGUUCCGUUGCUGACGAAACAUUCGCCAUGGGCACUGAACAAAGUACUGACAACAAUUCUCAAAGCAAUCGUGACAAGGAUCAAGAAACACCUCCGCCCUACACUUCGUAUUCUGUUGACAGACAACAGUCACAACAAGAUGCACCAAAGGAGAAGUUGUCUCAAGACCCGGCAAAUGCUGGUGUCAAUUCUAAAUCAAUACCACAAGCCAAACUAGAAGAUAUCGUGGUUGUACGAAUGGCGCAGAAAGACAAUGUGUCAAUGAACUCAGAAUUGGAAAAACUUCACGAUAUUCCCACGUUCUUACCAAUCAUGCGAGGUGCUUUGAACAUACCAAAUAUGGAAGACCCGAACGUGUUGGACAAAAUAGAUUCCAAGCAAGCUUUACUGCUGUGUGUGCGUUACCAGGAACAUAUGAAACAGUGUGCAGAGGCUGUGUCGUUUGAUCAAAACGCCCUGGCUCACAGGAUAAAAGAGGUAGAUGUGGCGAUUCACUCCAUAAUGCACAGCAUGGUGGAACGACAGAAGAAGUUUGCAAAAUAUGCGGAACACAUACAGAAAAUAGAGGAGAUGUCAGCAGUGUUGAAACGGGUGCAAAUGAGUGUAGAUCAGUUAGUUCCUUUGAUGGACAGACUCAAUAGUGUGUUACCUGAUGAAGAUAGACUAGAACCCUUCAGUAUGAGACCAGAGAAAAAAAUUAACUAG
Messenger RNA from Saccoglossus kowalevskii, 825 nucleotides. Its product is annotated as BLOC-1-related complex subunit 5-like. The record is from RefSeq and is a predicted model, not a curated record. Lineage: Eukaryota; Metazoa; Hemichordata; Enteropneusta; Harrimaniidae. Gene Ontology annotation, cellular component: cytoplasmic side of lysosomal membrane; synaptic vesicle membrane; BORC complex. Gene Ontology annotation, biological process: lysosome localization; positive regulation of anterograde synaptic vesicle transport; organelle transport along microtubule.